AAGGGCCUCAUGCAUCGCAGCUAUGAAGGGUUUAAAAAAAUUUGUGGUUUUGUCCCUUGUUUCAGUGGCCAUUGUUAUGUGUCAUUCCGGCUUGCCUGAGUGAGGAAUGAGAGCAAAGGAUGAGAUCCUUGGUGGGCUGCCCGGGCAGCCGGGAGGUGUGAAAUUCCGGCAGUUUGCAGGGUAAGUGACAGUGGACGAGAGGGCCAGGAGGCCCUCUUCUAUUAUCUUGCUGAGGCUGCUGAACCUCUCUUCAAGCCUCUACUCCUCUGGGUUAAUGGAGGUCCCGGUGUCUCUUCUCUGGGGUAUGGAGCAAUGGAGGAGUUGGGACCAUUUAGGCUCAAUAGUGAUGGGACGACCCUCUGCAGUAACAUACAUGCAUGGAACAAAGCCAUCGAGUGUUCUUCCGCGAUUGGAGCGAUCGCCCAACUACGGUCCUGCCCCUCAUACAGGACGUCAUGGCACAUGGAAUCCGGGUGCCGGUAUAAAGCGCAUAGAGAGAUUUCUUCCCUAAUUUGAAGUAAUCUGUACAUGCAAUAGAGAGUUAGACGCUCAGGUUCCGUCAUCGGCACAAGAAAUGUUGAAAAACUUGAAGGAAGAGAUGGACCCACUCCUAUGAUUAGGGACAGUGUUUUAAGACUAUUGAUCACAAAGAUCAGGCUUUUAUCAGAACUAUAAGAACUCUGUAAAUUUUUGUGUACCUCUCCAUGGCCAUGAAAUCCUUCUUAAAGAGGGAUGGAGGGGGUCAUUCUCCAAUGUUC
Molecule: messenger RNA, 758 nt
Organism: Amborella trichopoda
Lineage: Eukaryota; Viridiplantae; Streptophyta; Magnoliopsida; Amborellales; Amborellaceae
Source: RefSeq, a predicted model, not a curated record